Molecule: messenger RNA, 444 nt
Organism: Peronospora belbahrii
Lineage: Eukaryota; Oomycota; Peronosporomycetes; Peronosporales; Peronosporaceae
Source: the annotation of a GenBank genome assembly
AUGUUGGAUCUCGGAAUAUCCGACUUUGUAGAAACUGUAAGUGUCGAGGACAAUAGUCCUGGGCGAGGUCCAAGGACUGUCGAUAGUGGGGUUGAGAACCCACUAGAUGGCACACAUGACAUGUGUCAUGAGAAUGAUGUUACAUCAUUAAACACCGUGAGUGAUGCAAGUGGCUGCAAGCCAAGAUGUCAGGACGCAACUCCAGGUGACGUAGGUGACGAGGUACUGACCCUGGAGGGCCGGGUAAAGUCACAAAUGGAUGUUGUCUUUGAGUACAACGAGGCGCAUGCACCUAACGACGAGGAAAUGACUCUAGAGCAAUUCACGACUACUGGAACCGCUCAUUUCUUGGCGGGACCGCGGACGACACAGUAUCUCCACAAAAUAUUUUAUCGUGUUUUGACUACGAACGUUGCGGCCAAAUUGAUUGUUGCGACCACGUGA